AUGAUCAAAGCGCUCUCUUUGCUGCUCCUCCAAGUUGCCUUCCUCUUCACGCUCUCAGAAGCCAAAUCAAGCAUCAUACAGCCUGAACCGGCCAAAGACUUCAAUAUCAGCCAGAUACAGAAUGCGGGGAAAUGUUCUUAUACGGCGAUUAUAACCACAAGCUGCUCCUCAACGAGAUACACAAGGGACCAGAUCAGUAUCUCCUUUGGGGAUGCUUAUGGCAACCAGAUUUAUGCACCGCGACUGGACGAUCCGUCUUCAAAAACAUUCGAACGGUGUUCUACAGACACAUUCGAGAUAUACGGACCCUGUGCAUACCAAAUCUGUUAUCUGUAUGUCUACAGAACGGGACCGGAUGGUUGGAAACCUGAGAAUGUGAAAAUCUAUGGCCACAAUUCCAGGGCUGUUACUUUUUCCUACAACACCUUCAUUCCCAGUGAUAUUUGGUACGGCUUUAACUUGUGCAACACCGCCUCCUCUUCUGCCCAGCCAUCUGCUCAGAAAUGGCUUAUAUAUCUCAUUGUUGGGCUUCUUGUUUUUCUUCAAUUGUAA
Messenger RNA from Prunus armeniaca (apricot), 552 nucleotides. The record is from the annotation of a GenBank genome assembly. Lineage: Eukaryota; Viridiplantae; Streptophyta; Magnoliopsida; Rosales; Rosaceae.